This is a messenger RNA of Carcharodon carcharias (great white shark), 2303 nucleotides long. It is a transcript of the gene rpusd2, whose product is annotated as RNA pseudouridine synthase domain containing 2. The coding region runs from base 1 to 1815 and encodes 604 amino acids. Lineage: Eukaryota; Metazoa; Chordata; Chondrichthyes; Lamniformes; Lamnidae. The transcript has 6 exons. Gene Ontology annotation, molecular function: RNA binding; pseudouridine synthase activity. The record is from RefSeq and is a predicted model, not a curated record. Gene Ontology annotation, biological process: pseudouridine synthesis.
AUGCUAGAAUCCAUUAUUAAGGAGAUAAUAGCAAGACGUUUAGAAAAUCAUACGACAAUCAAUCAGGGUCAACAUGGUUUUGUGAAAGGGAAAUUAUGUUCAACUAGUUUAUUAGAGUUAUUUGAGGAAGAAAAGCUAGGAACUGUGGGUGACCAGGUAGAUUUAGAGGUCCAUAUUCCAAAAUCACUGAAAUCUACUGGUCAGCUAAUUUAUGACAAAUGUGAAGAUAGCUGUUCACGCACAUUACGGACGGAUGUCGCCGGGGGUCCUUUUGUGACUAUCGGCGCGCGUCCCCGAGGCCCCUGGCCGGAAGUUGCCAUGUGGUGGCCGCGCUGUUGCCUCACUGCAGUUCGGGUGAUCAGAGCAAGGAUGAGCGGGGCUGCUGGCGGUGACAAGCGGAAAGAGAUCGAGGAGGAGCCGGGACUCGGGCUGCGGGGCAACGACCAACCUCCGGCUAAAAAACCCAGGAACAAGAAGAGCCAGAGCGGCCGGUACGUGCCUCCGCCCAGGAAGAAGAAUCCGGGUAUCAGCUUCAGUCAUCAGCACUUCAGCGAAACCCAAUAUUACUUUGAGAACGGACUAAGGAAGGUCUUUCCCUACUACUUUGACUUCCAGACUUACUGUAAAGGACGCUGGGUCGGGAAGACACUGCGAGAAGUGUUCAGCUCUGAAUUCAGGGUUGAGCCAAUGGAGUAUUAUACCCAGGCUGCCAAAGCUGGCAGAAUCCGGCUUAAUGAGGCACCAGCUGACCUUAACACAGUCUUAAAGAACAAUGAUUUUAUGAGGAACACGGUACACAGGCAUGAACCUCCUGUCACUGCUCAGCCAGUCGAGAUACUGACCCAGAACCAGGAGGUAGUUGUGGUGGAUAAACCGGCCUCCAUUCCAGUCCAUCCCUGUGGCCGAUUCCGACACAAUACUGUCAUCUUUAUCCUGGGUAAGGAACAUGGCUUGACAGAGCUGCAUACCAUCCAUCGGCUGGACAGGCUCGCCUCUGGUGUCCUCAUGUUUGCCAAGACGCUCGAAGUAUCAAAGAAAAUGGAUCAGCAAGUCCGAGAAAGACAGGUGCAGAAGGAAUAUGUGUGCCGAGUGCAGGGAGAGUUUCCAGAUGACGAAAUCACUUGUGAGGAGCCCAUCCUCAUCAUCUCCUACAAGGUCGGUGUGUGCCGAGUGGACCCUUCAGGAAAACCGUGCAGAACCUUGUUCCAAAAACUGAGCUACAAUGGCACGUCCAGUGUCGUGCGCUGCUUCCCCUAUACUGGGCGUACCCACCAGAUCCGGGUCCACCUCCAGUACCUGGGCCACCCCAUUGUAAAUGACCCUGUCUACAAUACUGAAGCCUGGGGACCCCAAAGGGGCAGAGGGGGGAAGGUGGAUAAAACGGACGAUGAGCUGCUGAAGGCAUUGGUGGAUGUUCACAGGUUAAAAGAAAGCCUGGAUCUUCUGGAUCUCCCAGAAGAGGACCACCAUUGUACCAUGGAUAAGGGUAGCACAGAGAACACAGGUUGCUCCACUCUGCCACUCAACAGCCAAACUGAAGGGACUGUGGGUGAGAAGAGUGAAGUCGUUGAGGAACAAAUGGGGAAGGCAGCAGAUGGCAGCUCUUUGGAAGUAACCAAGUCCACAGCCAGCGACCGGGAAGGGGAGCCAGUGGUUGUGACAGACACUCUGUGUGGUGAAUGCAAGCUGGUGAGGAAGGACCCAUCCGCAAAGGACCUAAUCAUGUACCUGCAUGCCCUGCACUACAAAGGGCUAGACUGGGAAUACAGGUCAAUGCUGCCCAGGUGGGCUGCUGCUGACUGGCAAGAGGAUUGAAGUACUCAUCACAAACCUGUGUAAAACCUGUACCAAAUGUACAGAUGGCACAAGCCUAAAUGUUCAGCUACUGGAUGGGUGUGUGUAUGAGAGUGAGUGAGAGAGAGAGAUGCUGGAAAUUAAAACUUCUGCCUUGUAUAAAUGCAGGAGUCUCUGAAAAGUUCAGUCAAUUCCAUAGAGAGAAGCAUCAAACUGUUUAUAUAUGAAAAUGCUAUUGAAGACACAAACCCUCUGCACUCAGUCUGAGUGCUAGUAGUCAGUGAGCACCACAACACUGUCCCUGAUCAUUUCCUUUACUGUCAUUUGCUGAUAGGAUGCUUGCUUGACUGGACAUGGUGGAAAUACACAUCAGUGAUGUUUAUUAACCACUGCACCUGAUCUUUGGAUUGUUUAACAGUAUUUUAUAAUUUUACCUCAGUUCCUGUUUGUUUGGAUUUUGUUUACUCUUAUAUGAGCAGACAAAAUAAAAUAUAUUUUAGCAGUGCCAA